Bubalus bubalis (water buffalo) is the source of this 2933-nucleotide messenger RNA. It is a transcript of the gene PRKRIP1, whose product is annotated as PRKR interacting protein 1. The record is from RefSeq and is a predicted model, not a curated record. Gene Ontology annotation, molecular function: double-stranded RNA binding; protein kinase binding; protein kinase inhibitor activity. The coding region runs from base 1010 to 1729 and encodes 239 amino acids. Gene Ontology annotation, cellular component: nucleolus. NCBI's taxonomy places the organism in Eukaryota, Metazoa, Chordata, Mammalia, Artiodactyla, Bovidae. Gene Ontology annotation, biological process: negative regulation of protein kinase activity. The transcript has 6 exons.
CUUGGUCAGGGAACUAAGCCUGCAAGCUGCGCUAAUGGCCAAAAAGAAGGGUGGGGAGGUGGUUAAAAAGGCUUAGUAUGGAAUUUGGGCCUGGGUUAAGUGAUUUGGGGGAGGAUUUGAGUAAGUGGGCUUUUACUCUGGAAUAGAUGUUAGGAAUCAGGGACAAUUUUAUGAUUGAAAGCCUUAAAUAUUUAAAGUGGAAGUCUAACCGGAUAAAGAAGCAGCGAUUACUCGUAUUAGUCAGAAUGGGGGAAACGUUUGGUCUUUUUCUUGUUCCAACGAUAUUCUUGUUUUCAUCUGACUUUAAACGUGAUUACGGAGCAGUCUUGUUUAUGCCUUGCGACAUCAUGGCCCUAGAAUGGCUUUGCACGAUAGUGGUGUUUAGGAAAUUGUCUAUGUCCAACAGGAGAAUCCCAAGGUCUAGCUGUGAGUGCCAGGCCAGCUCCCAGAUGCAAGGGGCAGCGCUCCUGUUUCUCGUAGGAAAGGCCCGUUCACGGGACCGAGGUGUAUCUGCUGGGUGCCAGGCGCAGAGUGAUUCGAGGCGGACAGAAGAGAUACGGCCUCAGUCCUCCGGGAGCCCACAUUGACGUCUGUGCUGUCUUAAACAGAUCGUCCGCAAAGGCAGAGGGAGUGGACCAGACCCAAGGAACAAAGGCCCGGGGGAGGGAGUGGGGAGUGUCGAGAGAGUUAGCAGGGUGGCGGGCGAAGCCACGACUCGCGCCGGGACUGCAGAGGUCGGCGGGGGCUAGACCCUCGAGCACACAGGGCCACCUCUCCCCAGGAACGUGGGCGUUCGCUGCGCUGAUCUGCUCAGAAACAGGGAAAAGAAAUCAAGCCGCUUUAAUCAAAAUAACCCACCCGGGCCUCGAGCUUAUGAAUAUUCAGCAGCCUGCUUCCGGCGGGCAACUCCGCUCCGGCAGCGCCCACCUAGGAGACUGCGGUUGCGUCACUGGCGCGCGACUCUGUCGUCACAGACACGCGCCGCCGCCCGCCUGGGAAGGCAGCUGUCAUGGCGAGCUCGGCCGCCUCUUCUGUGAGGCCGCCGAGGCCCAAGAAGGAGCCGCAGGCGCUCAUCAUCCCCAAGAAUGCUGCGGAGGAGCAGAAGCUCAAGUUGGAACGGCUCAUGAAGAACCCGGAUAAAGCAGUUCCAAUUCCAGAAAAAAUGAGUGAAUGGGCACCUCGACCUCCCCCAGAAUUUGUCCGAGAUGUAAUGGGUUCAAGCGCUGGGGCCGGCAGCGGAGAAUUCCACGUGUACAGGCAUCUGCGCCGGAGAGAGUACCAGCGCCAGGACUACAUGGAUGCCAUGGCUGAGAAGCAAAAAUUGGAUGCAGAGUUUCAGAAGAGGUUGGAAAGGAAUAAAAUUGCUGCAGAGGAGCAGACUGCAAAGCGUCGGAAAAAGCGCCAGAAGUUGAAAGAGAAGAAAUUACUGGCAAAGAAGAUGAAACUUGAACAGAAGAAACAAAGUGAAGAUGUUCACUGGACCUGUCGUGAUUAUUUCAAAACUGGGGUGGAAGGAGCAGUUUAUCAGCCUCAGCACUGUGGACACUCGGCCAGAUGCUCUGAGGGACGGUGUCCUGUCCACUGUAGGGUGUUGAAGAGCAUCCUGGCUUCUACCCCCAGAUGCCAGCAGCGGCCGCCCUCCCCUCCGUCAUCGACAAAAAGAAAUGUCUCCAGACCUUUGCCGAGUGUCUUCCCCAUGGGGGAGAGGGACAGAAGUGUCCCCAGUUAAUACGACUCCUAUUUCAGCUGGCAUCUGGUGUUGGGAAGACACUCAGUUUAUGUUUUGGAUCGAAGUGUUUGAGUGCCACAGUUCUUACCCCUGCUCUCUAUACUGGGAAACCGUGCGUAUCCUUUGUGUCUUCUGAGAGUAAAGGUAAUACAGGAUCACAUUAGAAAUGUUUAGAAUACGCAGGAAAGAAAAAAGUCAAAAAUUAAAAAUUAUCCGUAAUUCUUACUUAAAAAAAUCACUUUAACAUUCUCAUGACGUUUAUUUCAAUAUUUAUCAUAUAAACUUAUUUACAUAAUUAUCAUAUUUGUAGUUGUCCUUUUAUCAUAUUUCAUUGUAUCACAGAUAUUAUUCCAUGUUCUUAUAAUUCCAUGGUGCAAGGAGGGAUUUUUUUUUUCCAGUCUGUUCAUUCAUCUAUUGUCUUGGGUUUUUGUUUGUUUUGCUUUUAUUAAAGUUAACAUCAGCCUCAAUUACACUCAGUGGCAUUUUACCUAGUAUUCUUACAGUCUUGUGAAUGAAAUCUCAGAUACCUAGAUUGUAAAAUCGUCUGUAAACAGUAGUGUAAGAAUAAUGGGAAAGGUCAAGAAUCAUCAUUCUAAUAGACCACCUUUCUUUCUGUCCACUUUCUUCUUCUUUUUACAUGUUUGUUUGACGGUGUUGGGUCUUCGCUGCGGCGUGCAGGGCCCUCCAUGGCAGCGCGGGCUCAGCGUCGCGUUGCUGGUGCGCAGUUGCCCUGAGGUGUGUGGGGUCUUAGUUCCCCGGCGAAGGAUGAAGCCCGCGUCCCCCACACUGCAGGGCGGACUCCCAGCCUCUGGACCCCCAGGGACGUCCCUGUCCGUUUUGUUUUAAUCCCACCAUGUGAGCAUAUCACGUAUAUUAGUUACAAUUGUAGUGUAUGAACAUGUUCCCGUUUGCUUACUUUUAUUUAACAUUAUAAGACUUCUUGUCCUUCAUAACUUUUUCAGUGACUGAUCAUAUCCAGCAAGUGACAUGCCAUGAUAUACCUAACACUUUCCUUUUGUUAGACAUUAGACUGAUUCCAGUUUUUCUCUUCUUUAGAAGAUAUUUUAGUGAAUUUAUGAACCUGUCUCCCUUCUCCCUUUCUGGGUAAAAUUCCAGCAGUGGCAAUUAUUAGAUCACAGAAUAUAAAAAGAGUUUUUGGCUCUUGAAAUGUAUUGCCAGUUUCUUUUCCAAAGAAGUAGUACCA